UUUUCUUGAAGUAACCCCACAAGCCGCAAACUUUCAGUUCUUCCCUUUCAUCAACUCCCCAUUAUUAUGAGUCUACACAAAAUCAAGAAAUAGUUCAACUGAGCAUAGAACAAGUGAAUCCUGUUAUUGCAAAGAAAUCAUCUCAAAUAUAUUUUUCUGGAUGGCGGUUGUAGAGCCUUCCCCCUCGUUGGAGGUUUUAGUAAGAGAACCAGAGGGCUUUUUUAUUUGGAAUGGACCUCCUUUCUCGAGCGGUGAACCUGGUGUCAAGCUGGAUAGGAUUCCUUGUACCAGUACAAAGUUUAGUGAUGAUGGGUCCAAACUUAUGGUUACAAAAUCAGACUCCAUAAUUAGCGUUUUUGAUAGCAAAACCUUGAGAGAGAUUAGGUCAUUCGAUGUUCCAAACGUUCUUGCAGCUGUUAUAUCUCCUUGUGGGACUUAUCUUCAGACCUUCCAGAAAUGUUCAUCUCCUCAGCAUAAGAACGUAAUCUUGUGGAAAAUUGAAAAUGGUGAAUCUGUUUACCAACUCUUCCAGAAAAAUAUGACUAAAGUUACAUGGCCUUCAGUACGUUUCAGCUCUGACGAAAGUGUUGCAUGUCGAUUGGCAACAAAUGAGAUCCAAUUUUUUGAUCCUAAGGAUUUCUCUAAGGAAUUCGUGAACCGGCUUCGAGUGCCUGGGGUUGCUGCAUUUGAGCUUUCUAAGGCCCCUGGAUCUUAUGUGGCUGCAUUUGUUCCAGAAUCCAAGGGAAUGCCAGCCAGUGUUCAGAUAUACGCUUGUGCAAAGGACUUACAAGGUCAAGCUGUUGCUCGACGUAGCUUCUUCCGCUGCUCAACUGUGCAACUGAGCUGGAAUUCUGGUUCUACAGGGCUCCUAGUGGUGGUCCAAUCAGAUGUUGAUAAAACAAACCAGAGCUACUAUGGAGAAACAAAACUGAACUACUUGACUACUGAUGGGACCCAUGAAGGGCUUGUGCCUCUCCGUAAAGAAGGCCCUAUUCAUGAUGUUCAAUGGUCCUAUUCGGGUAAAGAAUUUGCAGUUGUUUAUGGAUUUAUGCCUGCUAUGGCCACGGUGUUUGACAAGAAGUGCAAUCCUCUACUUGAGCUUGGAACAGGCCCAUACAACACUAUCAGAUGGAAUCCGUUGGGGAACUUUAUCUGCUUGGCAGGUUUUGGUAAUUUACCAGGAGACAUGGCAUUCUGGGACUACAAGGAAAAGAGGCAGCUUGGAACUACAAAGGCUGAAUUGUCAGUGACAAGUGAAUGGUCUCCUGAUGGUCGGUACUUUAUGACUGCCACAACAGCUCCACGGCUUCAAGUCGAUAAUGGGGUUAAAAUCUUUCAUCACAAUGGAUCAUUAUACUUCAAGAAGAUGUUUGAUAGAUUGUAUCAGGUUGAUUGGAAGCCAGAAUCAGUUGAAAAAUUUGGUGAUGUUGAAGACCUUGUGAAGGCAGUUGGCUCUGUGAAAAUAGAUGAAGCUAAAGCGCCAGGGAAAGGAUCAAAAGCUACCCAGACCAUUCCAAAAGCUACACCUGUCAAUCCUCCUGCAGCAAAACCUGCUGCUUAUCGUCCACCUCAUGCCAAGGUUGCUGCUGCAGUUCAAGCAGAGUUAUUUGGAGGAAGUUCUUCAGGGGAGCUGAGCAAGAAUGCAUUGAAAAACAAGAAAAAGCGGGAGAAACAAAGGGAGAAAAAGCAAGCUGAGGCAACCAGUGGUUCAUGAUCAGAGGCAACUCUACUGAACACUGUCUUGACACAUGCAUGAGGGGCCUAAAGCAAGAAGAGGGUUUCAUGCACCAUCAUACGUCCCUGGGAUAUAUUUGAUUUGGUUUAAUAUUAUCAAAAAUAUGGCGUAGUGCAUUAUAUAAAGCAAAUUUUGAUUCAUAUAUUCGUGUUCAAAAUAUAGGUUUCUGCCCUCUGCUAGAUGUUAGAGCUGAAAUACAAUUUGCUCGUUUCUCAAGUCAAAACACUGCUGAGCUGCUAGUCAUAUAGGCAGGUAGCUUGUGACAGAAGGCAAGUGCUUCUCUUUUUUGAUA
This is a messenger RNA of Lycium barbarum (goji berry), 2027 nucleotides long. RefSeq lists its product as uncharacterized. Bases 161 to 1714 code for a protein of 517 amino acids. Gene Ontology annotation, molecular function: protein binding; ribosome binding; translation initiation factor activity. The record is from RefSeq and is a predicted model, not a curated record. Gene Ontology annotation, cellular component: cytosolic small ribosomal subunit. Gene Ontology annotation, biological process: translational initiation. Lineage: Eukaryota; Viridiplantae; Streptophyta; Magnoliopsida; Solanales; Solanaceae. The transcript is spliced from 13 exons.